This is a messenger RNA of Ipomoea nil (Japanese morning glory), 1930 nucleotides long. Its product is annotated as DUF21 domain-containing protein At4g14240-like. The record is from RefSeq and is a predicted model, not a curated record. The transcript is spliced from 13 exons. Gene Ontology annotation, cellular component: intracellular membrane-bounded organelle. Gene Ontology annotation, biological process: magnesium ion homeostasis. Bases 158 to 1651 code for a protein of 497 amino acids. NCBI's taxonomy places the organism in Eukaryota, Viridiplantae, Streptophyta, Magnoliopsida, Solanales, Convolvulaceae.
UCAGCUACAACUACCCCCUAGUCUUUCACGUUUUGAAAGCUCUAGUAGGUGUGUAUAGGUUAAUGCAAAACCAAAACGAAGUUCUCUAUAGUCAACUUCAACCGGAGCGGAGAGGAGAGAGCCGAGAAGGAAGCACCGCACUGGACCUCUCUCCUCCAUGGGGAUGUUAGCCAACGCCCUAGCUAUGGCCCUGGCUAUUAACGCCACCGCGAGGAGUUCUUUCGUGGUGGAUUCUCAGGACAUCGCGUUCGGGAACCCCUGGUGGUUCGUUUACGCCGGCGUUUCUUGCCUCCUCGUACUCUUCGCCGGUAUCAUGUCCGGCCUCACUUUAGGCUUGAUGUCUCUCGGCCUCGUCGACCUCGAGAUUCUCCAGCGCAGCGGUACUUCCUCCGAGAAGAAACAAGCCGCAAUCAUUCUGCCCGUUGUUCAAAAACAGCACCAGCUUCUUGUCACCUUGCUUUUGUGUAAUGCUGCUGCCAUGGAGGCUCUUCCUAUAUACUUGGACAAACUUUUUCAUCCUGUAGUUGCUGUUGUUCUCUCUGUAACUUUUGUUUUAGCUUUUGAUAUGCCGCUUCAGAUUAUUCCACAGGCAGUAUGCUCUAGAUAUGGACUUGCUGUUGGUGCUAACUUUGUGUGGCUCGUGCGUAUUUUGAUGAUUAUUUGCUUUCCAAUUUCUUAUCCUAUCGGAAAGGUUCUUGACUUGGUAUUGGGACAUCAUGAUGCUUUAUUCCGGCGUGCUCAGCUUAAAGCCCUCGUUUCUAUCCACAGCCAGGAGGCUGGUAAAGGCGGUGAACUAACACAUGAUGAAGCUACGAUCAUUAGUGGAGCACUUGAUUUGACAGAAAAGACUGCUGAGGAGGCUAUGACGCCUAUUGAAUCAACCUUUUCCCUGGAUGUAAAUUCAAAGUUGGAUUGGGAAGCAAUAGGAAAAAUUCUUGCCAGAGGUCAUAGUCGUGUUCCUGUUUAUUCAGGGAAUCCAAAGAACAUUAUUGGACUUCUACUGGUGAAAAAUCUUCUUACUGUGCGAGCGGAGACAGAGACUCCUGUUAGUGCUGUUUCCAUCAGGAGGAUUCCUAGAGUUCCAGCAGAUAUGCCCUUGUAUGAUAUUCUCAAUGAGUUUCAAAAGGGAAGUAGUCACAUGGCAGCUGUAGUGAAAGUGAGAAGGAAGAAUAAGAACCCUCCUAUUCUUCAUGAAAAGGAGAAAAUUCGAGAGAGCAAACUUGGGAAUGAGGAUUCACAAUUAACUGCUCCUCUGUUGAAGAAGCACGAUCAAAUAUUAAAUAGUAUUGUGAUAAAUGUUGAUAAGGAUUCGCUGCUGCAAACAGCAAGUAAAGAAAAGUCUUUGCAGCAAAAUGGUGUUGUGACAAAUAAUUAUACUGAUCUUUCUGAGGAUAUUGAUGAUGGAGAAGUCAUUGGCAUCAUCACUCUAGAAGAUGUUUUUGAAGAACUUCUGCAAGAGGAAAUUGUAGAUGAGACUGAUGUAUAUAUUGAUGUACACAAAAGAAUACGCGUUGCUGCAGCAGCAGCCGCUUCAUCUGUCGCUCGAGCACCUUCUGCUAGGAGGCUGACAGGUCAAAAGGCUUCGGGAGGCCAAGGAAAGCAAGGAGGAGUAAAGGCAAAGAAGUCGGUAGAGGACGAGUCAAGCAGAUAAACCUAAAAGAAUCUUUUAAUGAGUGCCCACCCGGCUCUAAUUGUCUAUAUAAGGUUUUCUACGUAACUACAUUGCUUGACCAGCUACAUGUAAGAUGCGGAUGGUAGACUUUUUGCUUGUAACCAACCUGUACCACUUAAAUCACAAUGGUAGGCUUUAAUGAUGAGUAUGGUAUAGUAAUAUUUUGUAGAUGUAGAUAAAUUCUUCCUUCUCUGUUUUAUAUGUAUUUGAUUUUUCUUUCUUAGUAAAAUAAAAUGAGAGAAAUUUAGAAUGACUAAA